UUUGUCAGCCUCGAGUCAAACUCAUAACUCCGUAAAAAUCGCGGGGGUGCCGUAACGUUCUGCAUACGCAAAGAGCUACAAAACUGAAUCAUCGCUUUCAAGCAAGGAUCAGGAUUACAGGUAAACAUUCUGCUAAAUCGAGCUGUUUAUUUCGCUAUGUGAAGUAUUCCGGCACAGCAUGCUUUGAAUUUACCCAUCUGUUCACGGCCGUUAUCGGCCCGUUUGGUCUUCGUUCUCAACUAUUCUUUCAGAGUUGCUUUGUCUAUGGCUGAAUCAGGUUUUAAGGGGUUUGAAUUAGGUCGCAAGGGGCAGUUCAUAAAAAUAUCUUGUUUUGGCAAAUGAUCCUAAUUUUCAGAGGAAAACAUCAGUUGGGUUAGUAUAGCGUGCAUUUUCUCGAAAUAAAAAAACAUUCCUCUUUCUUUCGAUUUCGUUUAGUGUCACUCAGUCAAAGUAAACUCUUGAAGCGUGUCUCUAACCAGACGUUAUCUCUCGAUAUGAACGUAAACUGUAUAAAUACACAAAAGUAUAAUGUACAUUUCACGUAGAAGAACCAUCAUAAGUUCUUUUUCACAGAUCAAAACUAUGUUAACUGUAAUUUAUACGCAUCUUGAUGACAUUAUUACACAAGAACUCACACAACAGGAUCAUGUUUAAUAUGCACUAUUUUCUAGUUAUCUUUUCAGUAAUUCACAGCUUGAGUAAGCUGAGUAAGACGCUCCGCUGAUCGGUGACCAGUUGGAAGUCAGUUAAAGGAGUAACUACGUGCUUUGUUUACAAAAUGUCAACACUAGUUGAAGUGUAUUUUCUUCAAAGAGUUGUAUUCUAAUACGUCAAGACGUCAAUGUUUGAGAUUUUUUGCAAAGGAACAUAAAACCUCGGAAAACUCAGCUUAGAUAGAAUUUUAAUUUUCUUUUGAAUGGCGAGUAUCCGCCUUACAGGUGACCUCUGUCGAGACUACACACCUUACAAUUCUCAAUUUUUAAGACGGUACUUUUGGACAGUAAUUACACACUAUUUUUUCCGCACAUGAGAACAAGCUAUCACCUUAGCCUACAGUAAACACUUGAAUACAGAACACCUCUUGGAAAGCUAACAGUCACGUCCGGAGAUUAAGUUUGGCUGGCAUCAUAAGAAUGUAAUUUUCCACGAAAAAUAAGUAGGCACUAAGCUCCAAUAUUUCAAUUUUUUUUUCUAGAAUUUUUGACAUAUUUUUUUAUUAUUGACUCAAGAUUAAAUUUACUCCAUACUUGUCGUCGGAAAAACUGGUUGACGGAUUUCGUCUGAUUUCGCCGGGACCAAAGGUUAACUAAUCAAUCGAUCGAAUAUCUAAGCCAUCAACGUUCAUAACAAAACUGUACUUAAAUAGUUCUCAGUCCGGCGAUAGUUUUAAUGCCCUAACACAUGGAUAUCUUGUUAAAAUCUGAUGCGCGCAAAACAAAGGAAAACGUUUUUUUUUUUCUCAGAAGGACUGCACAUGCUCACAUGUGCGUUAUGCACUUAUCAAUUGAAACCCCGACCCCCCACCCGGGCCUAUGCGGGGCAAUGUGGGGGAUUUUUAUGGUAUUUGAAGGCAUGGUUAGCCCGUGGGGCUGGGGGAUUUCUCAGGAUUUGCUUAGCAUAUUCAUGGAAGUCCAUGGAAGUCGGGGAGCGAGGUGGGGAUUUGACUCGUGCCUAGUUUCCUCACGGUAAUUUCUUCACGUGAUCACUGGUAUUUUGAUGUAUUGCUCGGCCGUAAGUUUCCUAAUUGUUUUUCCUUUCAUUUCUUCACUGAGACUAAUCCUUGCGAUUUUGCCUUGAGCUUUCAUGGUUCGUUGACUGGAAAUUGUUAUUGUUAUUCAAAACUUCUCAAACAAUGCAGAUACAAACUCCUCUACUUAUUAUAAAAGGUGCUGUGUCACGGCUAUCUGGUUCAUUUUGUUAAUAUUGCCAGUUACGUGGUCCCUAUUCGCUUUUGAGCGUUACGUUGGCAAAGAAAUGAAGAAAUCAAAGCUUCAUUUUAAACAGAUGUUUCUCCCAAGCAUAUCAAGCGUUACGGACGAAAACAAUGAACUUUGAAAAACCAAAAUUUCAAUCCGUUUUAAUCUUCUUCAUGUUUUCCCAUCUGUACCUUCUUUUGUAUUUGCUGAGUCAUUUAUACCAUCUUUUAAUGUCUUAAGCGGUUAUUUUUAUGUUUCACUCAAUUUGGUGGCAGUUCCCACAGCCUACAUUUUGGUAAAUUUCAUGACACAGCUCGUUUAACGUCUAGUGUUAAACCCAUGUGGUUUCUGUGGUUCUAUAUUUCCUCAUUCUUUAAGCCAAAAUAUAAAAUAUAGCUCCUAGGAACUAUUUUAUGCAGUCUAUUUAUAACAUCAGCUUGUGAAGGUUAAGGUAUGUUGGCUGCUAUUUUCAAUUAAACUUAUCAUUGCAGAUAUUACUUUCAAUGGAGAUGGUACGGAUUUCCUUUUAAUACAACUUUAUAGCAAUGUGCUACUCCAUCAUCCAUUUUGUACCCUGACUUUUUUAUAAGUGGGUAGGGGUCAUUAUGUUUACUUAUUGUCAAAUAUUUGUUGUAUUUAUAUCUUGGUCUGUUAUCAUAUUUGCCUUUUUGCUGUAGUAAAUUUGUCAAUAUUAAGAAGUUGAAAAUAUAUUCGAACGAAAUAUUAAUAAAGUCAGUCAGGGAAUUAAAAAGGUUUCCCCACCUGGGUGGGGGUUUUACUAGUCAAUAUGCCCCAAUAGGGUGGGAGUUUGCUAAGAUUUGUAAUGAUGUCAAGUCAAAUCCCCACCUUGGCCCGGGGUGGGGGGUCGGGGUUGCAAUUGAUAAGUGCAUUAGAUGGUUACAAAAAAAAUGCAAAUGCCAUAGUCGCCAUAAGAGUUUGUUUUUCUUUUUUAACAUUUUUAUUAUGAACAAAGCAUUCUUAUAACUAAAGCAGUUUUUAAAAAUAUAUAAUCCCCUGGCGCUUUUUAUCUUGCUACUUACACAUCGCCGGGAAAUUGGAAAAGCUCACAGUUAAAGUUAAUAGUCAAAAGAGCAAGUUCUCCUUCACAAAUUGCUCUUACUAGAAAUGGAAAAUUUGUCCUCAUGAAUGGGAUAUAAGGUUUAUAAACAAGACAAACGCUUCCAUUAGAAAAUUUCUCAACCCGACAGGUGGUGUUGCAAUGGUCCAUGAGUGGAACCAGAUUAAACUCUUCCCCCGAUCACCCACUGUCGGGAGCCUAUAACGCCUGACCCUGCCCCUGUGGCGGUGACGCAGCUGGAUUGGUCCCCUGGCCCCCGACCGCGUCACACAGUUGUCUAAAGGGUGGAUAACGCUAUCCACUGGAUAAAUAGUGCUAUCCAACGUUUGACCAACCUUGGCAGGUGGAAACCGGUCUUAAGAUUUGUUUCUGUAAAGAGUGAUGCAGUUCUCUUGCCCUUUGUGCAAAGUCCAUGGAAACGACCAUGUCGCAACCCUAACUAAAAAUGUAAAAUAAUCUAAAAAUUACAACUCAAAAGGAAAAACAACAAUAUCUGAACAAUACUUAAGAUUUCUUACCUGCUUUCAAAUAAAAUAAGAAAAGAAAAAAACAAAUGUUUCCGGCCAGAAUUGAACAGGCGACCUUCCGCGUGUUAGGCGGACGUGAUAACCACUACACUACGGAAACUACUAUGGAAGAAAUGGGGAAAGUUAGAGAUCUCUUACCGUGUGGCACGAAAUUUUUCGGAUUGCGGGUUCUAAUUUUUGCGGUUUUUCCAGCGAUCCGCAAAAAUAAGUUCCCGUCAAUACAAAUUACCGCAAACAUUUUUCUCGCAAAAAUUUACUCCAGGGUAAAUAUUCUCUAACUUAAAUUCGCUAAACAAUAAUACAGUACUAACAAAUCGUGUCUGUUCAAUCGCAGCUUGUCUCUUUCAUUCAGAAACAACGAAAUACUGGUUUAUUGCUUGAAACUAUAAACGAAAAUAUUAUCAAUGCUGGGUACUGGGUAUUUUCCGAAAAUCGCAAAAAUUAAUUCCCAGCAAGUAAAACCAAUCUGUCCUAAUCGCAAAAAUUAGUCAGUCCCGCAAAACACAAAAAAUCGCCAAUCCGCAAAAAUUUCGUGCCACACGGUAUAUAUGACAACUGCAGUAAAAUGAAAUUGAAUACUGAACUGAAACGCAGCCAGCAUUCUGCUGCAAAAGAUCUGAAAACGGAGACAUCUGUUGGUCAUCAGAAAAACAAACAUUACUUUACGGUUAUAACACAAUCUUGGACAAAAUAGACAGAAAAGUUGGACCCUCCCCUCCCUAAAUCAAUGAUGGGCAAGUGGCGUGAUUUCUUGACCCAUUCGCCGCUUUAUCCUUAAUUUCGGGGGAUUAGGGUUUGGAGAGGGGUUGCUAUUCCAUUUAAGUCUGUCUAAGAUUGUAGGUAGGUGAAAAAUAAAGUUUCGUGCUACUUAAUAAAGUGUUACCUGGUUGGGUGAAACAAAGUCUAAUUAACGAAUGGUCGUCCGAGUGAAUACAUUAUGAAAGAAAUAUUUAUCUUCUUAUCACUGUGAAUCCUGAUGUAUAACGCACAUUUAUCGCGUACCGACGGACACAGUGUUAGAGGGGACCGAGUUCUUCCUCUCUCCGCCGACAUCUUCCCAGAUGGUAGGUUACUGAAUCUCUAUAUAACCAGUCUCAGUCGAGUAUAAAAGACAAGCAAGAUAUCAUAAUAUUCUAAUUAUGAUCUCUGCGAUCUUGAGACAAGUUAUCCCCCAUUUUCGUCCUUUUCCUCACAGUAUCGUAAAUCCUUCUGCCCAAACAGGAGAACACAGGAAAGAACAAAAACAACAUACACUUUACGAUGGACUUAAUGAGCUUUUUAUCAGACGAGGAAUGGGAAAGAGUGACACAACCGUUAAUGGAGGGUAAGGCCAAUAUUUAUCCCCGAACCACCUUUCACAGGGGAGGGGAGGGGGAAAUCCCAACAAAUCAAAUCUUACCCCAGGGGUAGAAGAUAACAGGGCGGUAACGUGGCCGAGCAGUCAAAGCGCUGGACUUGUAAUCCAGAGGCUCCGAGUUCAAGUCUCGUCCUGGGCCCAGUUGCUCGAAGCAUGGUUAGCGUUAACCAGCGUUUAAUACCUUGACAACGUAUUGGUUUUGCUACUGCUUAACCAAUGGUUAAAGCUAACCAUGCUUUGAGCAACUCAGCCCUGAUCGCUAACUGGAUUUGGAUUAAUUCUCGGUUAUCCCGAGUUCCAUUCCUGGCCACGCCUGUAAAAUAGCUGUUUUUGGUUUGCCUCCCACAAGUUGGGAUUCUUAACCUUGUUAUGUUCCAUUUGAUUAGUAUUCGUUUCAACAAUUUUGAGGAGAGCCUUAAGUAUAUAGUAUUAUCAUUAUCACUGUCAUUAAUAUAAUUAUUAUUAUUAUUAUUAUUAUCAUUAUUAUUAUUAUCAUCAUCACUACGAACGACGAGGUUGAGAGAAGUAGUAGUAUUAAAAGGGUACGAAAAGGAGCGUGUUUAAUACCCCUGUUUUUCCCAGAACCGUACAAGAACCAAGCAACCAAACAACAAACCAUAGAGAGGUAGGGGAAGAGAGGAUUCAGGCGGUAGGAACUACAAACGAAAUACGGGGUAUCCGGAAGUAGAAAAGAGAGGGUUUUGAAUCUCUGACUCUCCGCUCCCGCUAGCUCUGGAAACUCAUUUUGUGCUUGGUACUUUUAUUUUUCAGGUUUUGAGGAAUUCCAAAUUGUUCACCGACACUCUUUAGGUAGUGGAAAGUACAAAUACUCAGCCUUACAAAUCAAGGAUGAAAUUCCCUACGAGCUCCACAUCAGCGGUGCAUCAGAGAAGAGAGACCCUUUGAAGGAAAUUCAAAUGAUAAAACUACGAGUGGAUGAUAACACUAUCACAGGCAUGGAUGACAACGGGGACUGUGUUGUUAGAAAGUCUUAAAACUAUGUUUUACCCACUUAUUUUGGUGUGAAUUGCCGCCUGUUAAUAGUAGCUCGACCAGUCAUAAAGGCGGCAGCAGCUAUAACGUAACAAAACUAUGAUAUUUCAGUUUGGAGCCUUCCUAGCAAGAAAGCGAAGCCAAAUGAUCACAUCUAGGGUAUUGAGGCUAAAAACGUGAACACAACACGAUUUUCUCUCUUCUCUUUCUCAUCAUCAGUACUGUACGGGUGUUACAGUACCACCACUAGGGAUCCAUAAAAACGUUUUUGAGGUAGUUUAAAGAAUAUGGAAUACUCUUCUUACGGUUUUUGUAAUCUUUGCCGCCAUGUUUGCCUACUUUAGUCAACUGUGUGUUCACCGCUCCAUCAUUAAUCUCGUUCCCAGGAUUCUAUCUUCGAGGGAGGAAGAGAGAGGACCCUGGGAACGAAAGAAUGAUGAUUUUAAAAAAGGAUGAUGACGUAACUGAUUCACGACUCCUGUGUGACGUCAUGUUUUCCGCCAUUAUCGAAAAUAAAAAAUGACGACCAUGUCUUAGCAGUGUUAUAGACCUGAAUACAACCGAACUACAACAACAAAUAGACUUUUAUUCAAAAAUUUAACAUAAGUGAGCCGACCCGCAGGUAGCAACAGCUAACGUAUAGGCCGGACAGACAAACAAACAAACAAACUCUGUUAUGUAAAGUUUUAUUAAUGUUAGUGUCACUUGGGUUAUAUUGCAAAGAAUUUUAAGAAUUUUUUUUGUGUAGAAAACUGAGGCAACACUAAAUAUAUCGUUGUUGCAGAGGCGUUGUGUUACAAUUAAACAAAUUAAACAUUGCUC
Messenger RNA from Porites lobata, 6693 nucleotides. The record is from the annotation of a GenBank genome assembly. NCBI's taxonomy places the organism in Eukaryota, Metazoa, Cnidaria, Anthozoa, Scleractinia, Poritidae.